Molecule: messenger RNA, 3792 nt
Organism: Myotis daubentonii (Daubenton's bat)
Lineage: Eukaryota; Metazoa; Chordata; Mammalia; Chiroptera; Vespertilionidae
Gene: LPCAT2
Product: lysophosphatidylcholine acyltransferase 2
Cellular component (GO): endoplasmic reticulum
Molecular function (GO): 1-acylglycerophosphocholine O-acyltransferase activity; lysophosphatidic acid acyltransferase activity; calcium ion binding
Source: RefSeq, a predicted model, not a curated record
CAGCUCCGGCCGCCGGGAGCCUGCGGCUGGGACUCCAGUGCGGCUCGGUCCACCUUGCCGGGCUCCGCGCUCCGCUCCGCGCGCGUCUCUCCCGUGGGGUCCGAGGCCCCGCUCCGCCAUGAACCGGUGCGCCGAGGCGGCGGCUGUGGCGGCCACGGUGCCGGGCGUGGGGAGCGCGGGGCUGCGGCCGCAGAUGGUGCCCCGCCAGGCGUCCUUCUUCCCACCGCCCGUGCGCAACCCCUUCGUGCAGCAGACGCGCCUGGGCGCGGGGAGGCGCAUCCAGACUUUCUUUCUUGGAAUUGUCCUGCUUCCGGUUCGUGCCUUACUGCUUGGCUUAGUUUUAUUACUGGCGUGGCCAUUUGCUGCGAUUUCAACAGUAUGCUGUCCUGAUAAGCCGACCCAUCCGCUAACUGGUUGGAGGAGGAAAAUUACUCACCCAGUUUUGAAGUUUCUGGGCCGGGCCAUGUUCUUCUCGAUGGGGUUUUCAGUUACUGUGAAGGGGAAGAUCGCAAGUCCCGUGGACGCCCCGAUUUUUGUCGUGGCCCCCCACUCCACAUUCUUCGAUGGGAUCGCCUGUGUCGCCGCGGGGCUACCUUCCAUGGUUUCUCGCAACGAGAAUGUGCAGGUGCCUCUGAUUGGCAGACUGUUACGGGCUCUGCAGCCAGUGUUGGUAUCCCGCGUAGACCCGGAUUCCCGAAAAAACACAAUAAAUGAAAUCAUAAGGCGAGCAACCUCAGGAGGGGAAUGGCCCCAGAUACUAGUUUUCCCAGAAGGUACUUGUACUAAUCGCUCCUGUUUGAUUACUUUUAAACCAGGCGCCUUCAUCCCGGCGGUGCCCGUGCAGCCAAUCCUCCUCCGAUACCCCAACAAGCUGGAUACUGUGACGUGGACAUGGCAAGGACAUACAUUCUUUCAGCUGUGUGUGCUCACCUUCUGCCAGCCCUACACGAGGGUGGAAGUUGAGUUUAUGCCUGUUCAAGCACCAAGUGAUGAAGAAAAAAGAGAUCCUGUCCUAUUUGCUGGUAGAGUCCGGAAUUUGAUGGCAGAAGCUCUGGAAAUCCCCGUGACCGAUCACACCUAUGAAGACUGCAGGCUGAUGAUCUCGGCCGGGCAACUCACCCUGCCUAUGGAAGCCGGGCUGGUAGAAUUUACCAAAAUCAGCCGGAAAUUGAAACUGGAUUGGGAUGGCAUCCGCAAGCACUUGGAUGAAUAUGCGGCUAUUGCAAGCUCCUCCAAAGGGGGAAGAAUUGGAAUCGAAGAGUUUGCGGAGUAUUUGAAGCUGCCUGUUUCCGACGUGCUGAGACAGCUGUUUGCACUCUUUGACAGGAACCACGACGGCAGCAUCGACUUCCGGGAGUACGUGAUCGGCCUGGCUGUGCUGUGCAACCCCGCCAACACGGAGGAGAUCAUCCAGGUGGCCUUCAAGCUCUUUGACCUUGAUGAGGACGGCUACAUCUCAGAGGAAGAGUUUUCCACCAUUUUGCAGGCUUCCCUGGGGGUGCCCGACCUGGACGGUUCUGGUCUCUUCAAGGAGAUAGCCCAGGGCGAUUCUGUGUCCUAUGAGGAAUUUAAAAGCUUUGCCCUGAAGCACCCGGAAUAUGCGAGGAUCUUUACGACAUACUUGGAGCUGCAGGCCGGCCACGUGUUCUCCUUACCGGAGGAGCGCCCCGCGGCGCCCGCCACGGCCAGUAAUAAAGUCAGUCCCGAGAGCCGCGAGGAGAGCCCCUCAGACAAGAAAGAUGACUGAGAGCGGGCAUCCCAGGAAGGAGGACGGAGCAGCUUUCCCUGAGAUCGGGGCGGCGUUGAUCAGUCGUAUUGUAUAACUAUGAUUUGUGGAGUCAUGGCGAUGUAUAAACUGGAAAACUGCCCUGGCUGGGUGGCUCCGUUGGUCGACCAUCCUCCCAUGCACCAAAAGGUUUCAGGGCACAUACCUAGGUUGUGGGUUCCAUCCUGGGUUGGGGCAUGUGCAGGGGUGGGCAACUGAUCUACGUUUCUCUCUCACAUCAAUAUUCCUCUCUCUCCCUUUCUAGCUCUCAGAUCACUAAAAACAUAUCCUCGGGUGAGGAAUAAAUUUUUUAAAAUUUUUAAAUGGAAAGGUUUUUUAUAAAAAUGAUAGAUUUUAUUAAGAUGCUUCCAUUCACCCGUGUAGGUCAAGGAAUAUCUUUUUGCCUGUCAUAGUGUCCUGUGCCAAUUGGUUUACUGGUGAUAAGCGUGUUUUUGCAGAUUCUCCCGUUGAGUUUACACAUCCAAAUGAAUGAAGUGCACUGCCUUCCUGGAGCGUAUCCACACAGUAAAGAGUUUUCUAAGGAAAAAUAAGUACUAUUUUGUCAUCUCUAGUCCCUUUCCACUCUGGAAAUAAGCAUGAAGAGUCUGAGGAUUUUACAGAUUACUCCCCCCCCCCCCCAUCCCCUCUCCCCCGGCCCAUUUCCAUUUUCUUGGAUCAGUGGCUAUGGUUGGAUUAGAAAGGAGAACUCUCUUAAUUAGAUGAGACUCUUCAAAUCCCUGUUCUCUGUCGCCUGCACCCCUAAACCACCCGCGGAGGGAAAUCAGACCCUUUUGCACGACCUGAUAUAGAACUUUGUUUUCACAGGCAGCAGCCAUGGCCACAGGCUAAGUGGGAAUUGCCUGAUUGAAGGGAACAUCGAUUGCCUAAUGGGAAAAUGAAUUGUGAGCCACAGAGUUUAGUUUAAUUUGAGCCGGACAGCGUAGAAUGCAGCUCUUGCCCAGUAAAUGAAUCCGAUUUCCUCUACUGAUAUGAUAUUAGAAUUCAUAAUGUUACCAUCCAGGUGGGGGUUUUAUUUUGUUAGAUGCCCGCUCGAGUUUUCGAACUUGUCUGAGGAAUCUCCAGGGCAGGGAAACACACAAGGUCCUAAGGCAUCCCCCAAAGCUAGGGACUCCAAAAAGCCAGCAACCCCACAUGCAGCCCCCAGGCAGGCGUCUGACAGCGACGCCUAUCGUUUUGGUUAACCAAUGAUUUCCCUCUUGUGCCAUUUUUGUUGGUUGUCAUGCAUGUACACAUGUUGUCAGUAUGGUUUAUGUUGGAAAUUUUGAAGAAAAGCGAUUUUUUAAAUAUAAUGCAUAAAAAUGGUUCAGAUUCUGAAUUUAGUCUUUGCAUUUAAACGCUUUGUUUUGCUUAUGUUUCUGAAUAUCAGGGUGAGUCACCCCCGAGCCAGUGUGUGAGGAAGGCCAUUUUUGAAGUUGAAAGUCUCAUGAGAGAGGUGUUGGCAUUUAUAUGUAAUCAAGAGUCAUGACUUUAAACAUAAGUUCUACAUCUUAAGCACUGAAGUGUUCUAAUUUAAUUGCGUAUAUGUGUAUUUGAAUAAUUGCUUACUAGAAACUUUGUCGGAGUGUGUAUAUAUAUAUAUAUAUAUAUAUAUAUAUAUAUAUAUAUGUAAUUGUUUGCUUUUUAUGUAUCUUAAAGCUACUUAGACAAAAAGCACUGAAUGAACUGGAAACAAUUGCUUAAGUAAUUAGGAAAGUCUAGGUUUCCAAUAGUGUUUGUCAUCCGCAAUUGAAUGUAUGUAAUACUCAGGUACCGUGACUGUUUUUUUAUCAUAGAAAAGCCACAUGUUAAUUCUACGGGUCAUGGAAAAGCAUCAUUGAAAAUUAAAAGCUGUCUAUGAGGCUCUUGGAAGUGAGCCCAUUGUCUGCCUGUUUUAAAAUAAUAUUGUAUGCCCUUUAAUUCCACUUCUGCCAGUGUAAUAUUCCUAUUUUAUUAUGAACAAACAGAACUGCUACCUAAAAUCAUGGCCAUUAAAAAAUUCUGGUUUUGCUCUUUUGUCUCAAACGUAA